This is a messenger RNA of Rhipicephalus sanguineus (brown dog tick), 1371 nucleotides long. RefSeq names its product transmembrane protein 117-like. The record is from RefSeq and is a predicted model, not a curated record. NCBI's taxonomy places the organism in Eukaryota, Metazoa, Arthropoda, Arachnida, Ixodida, Ixodidae. Gene Ontology annotation, biological process: intrinsic apoptotic signaling pathway in response to endoplasmic reticulum stress.
AUGGAAUGGCUGCCCACAGACCAGAGCUCGGGUCGAGUGAAUCCUGAUGUGAGCUGUGAGGCCUGCAGUAGCACUGGUGGAUGCCCAGGGGGAGAGUCUGCAUUGGCAAGCAAGCAACCUUUGCGGUCAGUGCUGCUGGCUUGUCGCCGUCCAGGUUCCCACGAAGAUGACGCCAGUCUCAGUGGCGCUGUGGAGGUGCGGCACCUGCCACCAGGUGUGUUGGUGCAGCUGGUGCCUCAGGACGAGAACCACUUCCACCUGGAAACGGCCGACACCCAAAGCGUGCUUUCUCUCUACGUCCAGAAGGACUUCAGGUACUUCUUGCAGCACCCGUAUGCGCGGCUCUUUGUGUCAUACUUGUGGUUUCGCAAUUUCCUGGUGUUUGCCGAGGACCCCAUCUCGCACAGCCGCGCCGAGAGCGAGAUCCCGGUGUUUGGCAACGUCUUCUCCUUUGUCUGCACCAAGUACCCGCCCGAGUGGGGCUGGCGGUGUGCCAAGGUGUUGCUGUGGCUCCUAGCCCUCUGCGGCCUCGUCUGUGGCAAAUACUUCAUCCACCACUUUCUGCUCCGCAACUUGUUUCGGCUGAAGAUGUUUCGUGAAGAGCAAGGCACCUGGAUGAUAAUGCUGCUGACGGUGCUGGUGUUUGUGUACAUGCUGUCACUGGUGUACAACGCGCUGCUGCUAAGCGGCCACCCGCGGCCCGACCAGUUUCGUAUCAAUGCGCUCAUGGGUGUCACCAAUGCCAGCUUCAUGAAAGUGGCGGCCUGUGGAACCUGGCUGGGCGACUUCCUCACUGCAUGGAUGGUGACCGACAUGAUGCUCCAGGAUGAGCUGUAUCCCAGCUGGGCGCCUGCCUUGCGUGCCUUCUGGCAGAGCCACGGUCGCACUCGCAUUGUUGUCUUCUGGUCCGUGUCGCUGCUGCUGUCUGCUGUCGUGAUCAGCCUGAUCGUGAGCGACCACAUUUCGUGGGACUACCUGAACCGCGAGUUCGUGGCCACCACCGAGCUGUCUCGUGCCUUCCUCGCCUCCUUCAUCCUCGUCAUGGACCUGCUCAUCGUCAUGCAGGACUGGGACUUUCCGCACUUUGUGUGCGACCUGAACAUCAAACUGCCUGGUUUGCAUGCGGCCUCCUUCAAGUACCACAUGUUCCAGAAGUAUGUCCACUUGCCCGAGAUUGUCUUCCACAUUAGCGGCAAGUGGUUCAACUAUGGCAUCAUUGUGGUGGUGAUGCUACUGGACCUUAACAUGUGGAAAAACCAGAUCUUCUACCAGCCAGAGGACUAUGGCCAAUACACUGGUUUCGACAACAAGGUGCGCACCGUGGUCAACUAUGCCACAUUAGCUCUACAGGGAGAUGGUGUAAUUUUUUAG